AAUCUGCUCUUUUCACAGCGCCUCGAAUCGCAUUCCACUGGAGGAGCGGUGGUGCAGUGCGGACACGGAGGACAGCAGCGCCGCUUACUCCGAUCAGCGAGGAGGACACCGACGCCCCAAGCUAUGUGAUCCCCUGGUCUUCCACUCUGCGGAGGCGAGGAGAGGACCGGGGCAAGCCAUCGUCUAUAAAUUGGCAGGCAUCUAACGCCCAACCUCAUCAGCUCGGCUCCCUUUCCCCAGCUUCCAACCUCACACUCUCCUCUGCCUCUCAGCCUACAGAACCUCUUCUCAAUCUCUCCUGACAAGUCACACCAUGGCGCCCAUCAACCUCGCCUCUCUCCCCGCUCCCUCAAUGGAGGCCAGACGCAAGUCGCCCCUCCCCUCUCUCGAUGUGGUGAUGCACUCGCUCACCGAGCUCGACCGGGCCGGCCCUCUGACCAGCACGAAGGGCAGCGCGUUCCUCGUCUCCCCCGUUGUCGGCGCCACGCUCCUCACCUCUGCGGCCAAGCUUGCCAAAAACGCAGAGCCGCCCCUCACAAGUCCCACCUCGCCUCUGGUGUGCCACCCCAUUGCCAUCGGCACCUCAGCCCCUAUGGCCACCGAGAAGGCAUUCGACAAGGUCCUCUUCGAGGGGCAGGUGCGCCCCGUCGCCGUCGCGGCCUUUGAGGAUCUCCUUUUCCUCGCCCGCAUUGCCAAGUGGAAGGUCGCGUAUCACGAGGGCCAGCCUUUCAACCGCUCCGAGCAGCUUCCUUACUUCGGGCGCGUGGACGAGUCGCUCGUCCGCGAGGGACUCGAGAAGACCAUCUCCGAGAUCUGGAGCUCUGACGACCCCCGCUCCGCGGCUGAAAGCGACAAGGCGCGCACACUCGCCGAUCUCAUCGUUUCGCCAACGACCCCGCUCGGAGAGGUGCUCGGCGCACUGCAGAAGGCCUUUGAGCUCUGUACAGCAACGAUAGAGCGCUUCGGCGGCGCGACCUUCAACGCCAUCCACCCCGACCAGCGCUCGGUCUUCGAGCUCACCGUCAAGCACCGCCCCGACCGCCUCGUCAUCCAGUGGCCGGGCUCCCUCGGCCCCGACUUCCUGACGGCACUCACGACCAACGCCGAGACUCUUCGUGAAGCCGACACCGACCCCUGUUUCGUCGACUUUGUUGCAUACCACAUCGGCUACGAGCUGCUUCGCGCCGGCGCCAAGCUGGACACCAAGGACGCGCGAUGGCUCGGCACCCCCGGUUUCCGCAAGGACACUCAGACCUUUGUCUCCCUCACAGAUCCCGGAGAGGGACACAUCUUCGGCACUACCCGCCGUGCUCGCUGGCUCAAGGGCGCCAUCUGCCAUGUUGAGCACCUCGAGCGGCCCGGUAACCUUCCUCGCGAGGAGAUCGAGUCUUACCGCAUCCCGUCCAUCUUCGAGUUCGCUCGUGUGCGCCUCCACACCGGCAAGUCAGCGCCCAACACGUACUUCGUUGGCCGCCGUGUCAAGGACUCGACGUCCGGUACCUUCGCCCACGACUUCAUCAAAGUCGUCAAUCUCACUUCUGCGGCAUGCUCCGCGGCGUUCCAGCUAGGUGCUGCCGAAGCCAAGGUGGCGAUGGACGGGCUCAAGGCAAGUGAGCAGGUGGCCUACAUGCGCGCAAUGAGCGGCCACGUCCUACGCAACUACAAGCAGGUGCUGUCAGCUGCUUACAACCUGAACGCGCCUCUGAUCGACGACCUCUCCCCGCCUAUUCUCAACAGCGACGGCGAGAGCGUCUACCCCCUUAUUACGGACAACUUUGAGAUCGCCAAGCGCGGAAUCGAACUCGCCUCCCUUGGCGGCUUCGACAAGGUUACCUUCGACGGGGCGAGCGACAGCUACCCGUCCAAGUGCGUGAUCCUCCAGAUCUCUGUCGCCAAGGCCCUCGAGCUCGUCCACCUCGCCCACCAGGCUGGUCUCAUCACCUACAUGUCCGCCGGGUUCAAGUUCGUCCACAUCGCCGACGCCGUUUACACGGGUGUGGACGGUAUCGGGAUUGGCGGCGCCCAGAUCCUCCGAUACAUGGACGCCAACACGGGCCACCACGGCCCCUACACGGAAGAGUUUAUCGACCGGAUUGACCACGAGCGCGACCAGGCUGCUAACAGCAUCCGCGGUCGUGGCGUCAACCUCCUCUGCCGGCUUGACCGCAUGUUCUAUGAGGGCUCCAUCACGGCAGACGAGGAGGCGCUCCGCACGCCCCUCUUCGAGGCGCUGCGCGACGUCGACGAGCCCGCGAUUGAGGGCUUCCUCAACAACCCCGUCCUGGCCGACAUUCUCGCAAUGGAGGACGACGGUGAGAGCCCCAUGCUCGGCAACGCGCGCCGCCUGCUGCGCGGUGAGGUGCUCCUCAAGACCCGCCAGCCCGAAAUGGAGGCCCAGUGGGCCAAGCUCGUGCGCGACCUCACGGCGCUCCUCAAGAACCCAGACGAAGAGGUCCUUGCGGGAUACUACCGCUCGCAGCCGUGGACCGCAUUUCGCGAGGCCUACGCCAAGACCAUGCGGACGACGCGCGGAGACCGCCUGUACACGGUCAAGUCCGCUCCUCACGUCUAGCUCAUUGAUCAUCGCUUGUACCUGUACAUUGACACUGCCAGAGGACUAUACGAAGUGUAGUUGGUAGCAUUUGCCAGAUACGAAAAACCCAUGCACACCUGUCC
Molecule: messenger RNA, 2676 nt
Organism: Cutaneotrichosporon oleaginosum
Lineage: Eukaryota; Fungi; Basidiomycota; Tremellomycetes; Trichosporonales; Trichosporonaceae
Source: RefSeq, a predicted model, not a curated record